AUGGAAGGGAACGGAAGCACAGACCCAGAGACUGGAAAUCGAAAGGAAAACCUGAAGUCUAGGGAGUAUGGAUGUCUCAUGAGAAAGUCAGCUGACAAAGCCACUGGCCAGAUGAAGGAAAACCUGAAGUCUAGGGAGUAUGGAUGUCUCAUGAGAAAGUCAGCUGACAAAGCCACUGGCCAGAUGGGAAACAGAGACGGUAUGGGGACAGCUCGCAACAAGUCUCCACAUUGUCAGAGUGGAGCUGUCAACUUUGGCAGAGACGGUAUGGGGACAGCUCGCAACAAGUCUCCACAUUGUCAGAGUGGAGCUGUCAACUUUGGCAGGGUCCUGGCAACCAAGAAAAGAUUCCAGGAGUCGACCGGUGGCACCAAUGCGAGAAGCCCCGGGCGGAUGAAAGAAGCUGACCCGUGCGACCCCCCCAAAACCAGGAGAUUCUUGCCCAAGAGCAAGAGAUGGAAUUCCCCUCACCGAGGAAGCUGCCGACCUAAGGGCUGGGACUGGAAGCGCGCCCUCUCCGGGAGCUUCGGGUCUGGGGCAGCCUGCGAAGGCGCGGGUGGAGGCCCGGGCGCGUCCCUGGGGGCGGGAGGCAGGGGCGGCCAGCAGGUGGGGCCUGGGGGCUGGACUCCGCCCCCCGCUCCCGCCCCGUUGGUCCGCUGCCGCUCAGCACCUGCCCCUCUCCAGAGCCGGAGCGCGAUUGGUGGCGGCGCUUGUCGCUCGGAGGGGGCCGGGCCGCUCUUCUUCGCGGCUCUCCCAGCCGUAGCUGCCGCUGCCGCGGUUCUCCUCGCAGCGCCGGCCGGUCGGACCGCCAAGGCAGCCGGCACUGGCGAUGGGAAACGGUGUGGCCGCCGACACAGGCAGUGGCAAAGUUUCCCAGACUUGUCAAGGUCUCUCCGGGUGGCCAGUAGCAGGAGCUGCAAACUUGGGCACGGCGGCUUCACCGGCAGCGGACCGGGCUUUGGAGAACCUCAGGACUUAGGUGCUGGGGUGCCCAGCGGCUCCGGACGUGCUACGGGGUGUGAGCGCGGGGGAGUCCGGGGCGCGCGACAAGGAAGGGCCCCCGGGAGCUCUAUAUGGAGGAAGGAGCCCAGAAUGGUGUGCACCAGGAAGACCAAAACUUUGGUGUCCACUUGCGUGAUCCUGAGCGGCAUGACUAACAUCAUCUGCCUGCUCUACGUGGGCUGGGUCACCAACUACAUCGCCAGUGUGUAUGUGCGGGGGCAGGAGCCAGCGCCCGACAAGAAGCUGGAGGAAGACAAAGGGGACACUCUGAAGAUUAUUGAGCGGCUGGACCACCUGGAGAAUGUCAUCAAGCAGCACAUUCAAGGUACGGGCGCCCCGGAAACUUGGGUCGCCCAUGAGGCCCGGGAGUGCCCCGCGCGGCGCGGGGUGCGCUAG
Messenger RNA from Mandrillus leucophaeus (drill), 1398 nucleotides. RefSeq lists its product as uncharacterized. The record is from RefSeq and is a predicted model, not a curated record. The coding region runs from base 1 to 1398 and encodes 465 amino acids. NCBI's taxonomy places the organism in Eukaryota, Metazoa, Chordata, Mammalia, Primates, Cercopithecidae. The transcript has 7 exons.